UGAACCUGUAGCACUACGACAUGGCUCUCCUCAUCCACCUGCUGCUGUGUGCAGUGCUCAUCUCUCUGGUUCACACGGACUCCACUGAAAACAUGAAGGAGGCCAUUCUACAAAAACUCGGACUAACCGAACUCCCGAGCAUCCACAAGAGAGAUUUAGAAAAUCUGGUGAUCCCGAAUCACAUCAAGAACAAGUAUCUGUCCAUGCUGAAACUACACCAUGCUCGGAGGCGGAGAUCUCUGCCCAGUUUGGCGGGAAUCUUUAGGCGUAUCCAUGGCAACACAGAUAUAACAAGCGAAAUGAAAUACUCAGAUAUGACUCGACAACAUGUGGUGUUUGACAUGGAGACCCGGCUGAAAGAAAACAGCGAGGUGGCCAUGGCAGAGCUCAAACUUUACCAGACGGCUGUGCGUAAACUGCCUGCGACCGACAAGAAGAAGCACAGACCCGUCAAUCAUGCUCGCGUGAGCAUUUACUGGGUGUGCAACCAGUCCAACCACAGCUCACUGGUUGACUCAAGGUUGGUCCAAGUGAACGAGGUCGGCUGGAGGAGCUUUGACGUGACCCAAGCGGUUCACUACUGGUCCAAAUCAAUGACUAAAAGCCCACUGCAUUUGGAGGUACGGAUCGAAGGAGAAAGACCUGGAAGUUAUGCAGCUGAAAUGGCAAAGCGAGUGAGAUUCACCACGCAGAACAGCCUCGACACCACUGCAGGGACACCUGAGCUCGUGCUGUACACCUUGAACUUGGAAGAAUAUGGGUCCCUGGGUGACUGUAGGCGCGGCGCAGACAAUCAGGCGUGCUGCCGGGAAGAGCAUUAUAUCAACUUCCGGGAAGUAACGUGGGCGCAGUACUGGAUCCUGGAGCCGGCUGGAUACCAGGCUUUCCGCUGUACAGGAGGAUGUAAGCAGCCCAAGCGUAACUAUGGCUACGGACCGAGAUCCUGCUCAGUGGUGGAGAGCGCACCUCUGCCGGUGAUGUACCUGCUAAAGAAAGGGGACUACACACAGAUCGAAGUGGCCGAAUUUCCCAACAUGAUCGUUGAGAAGUGUGGAUGUUCCAUGGACAAGAUUUCCACGUCUUAAAAAAAGAGCAAGGACUUGUGACUAUUCAGCUGAGCACUUAAACUACGUUAU
Messenger RNA from Hemibagrus wyckioides, 1136 nucleotides. RefSeq names its product lefty2 (gene lft2). NCBI's taxonomy places the organism in Eukaryota, Metazoa, Chordata, Actinopteri, Siluriformes, Bagridae. Gene Ontology annotation, biological process: SMAD protein signal transduction; BMP signaling pathway. Gene Ontology annotation, molecular function: growth factor activity; cytokine activity; transforming growth factor beta receptor binding. Bases 21 to 1085 code for a protein of 354 amino acids. The record is from RefSeq and is a predicted model, not a curated record. Gene Ontology annotation, cellular component: extracellular region. The transcript has 4 exons.